AGCAGGUGAAACGGAUGAACAAUCAUCAGUCGAUCAGUUGAUUCCAUAUCGAACAAAGAUGAGCAGAGUAAUAUUUUUGGUGUGCGGACUGUGUGUCUUCGUUGCUGGCCAAAACAUAAUCGAUAAAAGCGACGUUAAAAAAAGAAGUACGUAUGAUACCGAUAAUGGUCAAAAAGUACAACUCGAACAAGGAACAUCUGACCAAGGAGGAUACAACCAAAACGUGUUCGGAAAAGGAGUAUCACUAGAUCAAGGAGCAUACGAACAAACUGUGUCAGUAGAUCAAGGGACACACAACCAAGGUACAUAUGGACAAACGUUGCAGUUAAACCAAGUGACACACGACCAAGGAGCAUACGAACAAACAGUAGCAGUAGAUCAAGGGACACACAACCAAGGUACAUAUGAACAGACGGUGCAGUUAAACCAAGUGACACACGACCAAGGAGCAUACGAACAAACAGUAGCAGUAGAUCAAGGGACACACAACCAAGGUACAUAUGGACAGACUGCGCAAUUAAACCAAGUGACACGAGGCCAAAUUAUACACAGUCAAGAAGCGUAUGGUUUGCAAAGUAGUCAAGUCCAAGAGAUACACGGUGAGAAUGUUUCUAAUGGGCCGGCAAAAGUUCAAUACCAGACGGUUGAAAAAGAGGUGAUCCAACCAUACCCGGUCGAGGUGGAGAAACGCGUACCAUACCCGGUAAAGGUCGAAGUACCCGUCGACCGCCCUUAUCCAGUGCAAGUACCCAAGCCGUAUCCGGUUCAAGUAGAAAAACCGGUCCCAUACGAAGUCAAAGUCAACGUACCACAACCGUAUACCGUCUACAAGCACGUCCCUUAUGAAGUAAAGGUACCCGUCGACAAACCAUACACCGUCCAUGUACCCGUUCCGUACACAGUGCACGUCCAGAAAUUGGUUCCAUACGAAGUCGUCAAGCACGUCCCUUACCCCGUCAGCAUGUUCGUCGACAGACCGUACACAGUGCUCGUGCCAUACGAGAAGCACGUACCGUAUAUGGUGAACAGGCCGGUUCCCUACCCAGUCAGCGUGCCCGUUGACAAGCCAUACCAGGUAAUCGUCGAGAAGCGCGUACCGUUCACCGUGAACAAACCUGUUCCGUAUAUCGUGCACAAGCCAGUCCCGUACCAAGUUAAAGUCCCACAGAGAAUUGAAGUUCCUGUACCAUAUCCAGUUGGUGUUCAAACUGAAAAGCCCUUUGAGUACGAUUCGUGGAGGCCAAUUAUUCAACAAGUCUCCGGCAACAAACCUGAAUACAAUUUCUACCGAAGCGAAAACCAUGGUGGACAUAAGUUUAAUUAGCUACUAUUAGGUGAAAACUUAACAUAACACCUACCUAGUCAUUUGUUGUUUUUGAUGUUUAUAAUAUUUAGAGCUAUUAUCGUAAAUAUAAUAUUAUAUGGAAUUUUUAUACAA
Messenger RNA from Rhopalosiphum padi (bird cherry-oat aphid), 1438 nucleotides. RefSeq names its product cytadherence high molecular weight protein 3-like. The record is from RefSeq and is a predicted model, not a curated record. NCBI's taxonomy places the organism in Eukaryota, Metazoa, Arthropoda, Insecta, Hemiptera, Aphididae. The transcript has a single exon. The coding region runs from base 59 to 1324 and encodes 421 amino acids.